This is a messenger RNA of Mycena indigotica, 2598 nucleotides long. RefSeq lists its product as uncharacterized. Bases 1 to 2598 code for a protein of 865 amino acids. NCBI's taxonomy places the organism in Eukaryota, Fungi, Basidiomycota, Agaricomycetes, Agaricales, Mycenaceae. The transcript is spliced from 14 exons. The record is from RefSeq and is a predicted model, not a curated record. Gene Ontology annotation, biological process: transmembrane transport.
AUGUUCCUCUCAGCCCUCUUCGUCAUCUCCCUUUCCGCUUCGUUUGGCUCAGUUCAGCCGCAAACAGUGUCUGUUUCAGUCCCUUCAGCAGCGCCUUCUGCAGCACAAACUCUUAGCCCAACUUUGUUCUCGCUGUCCAUUGAACAGGAUGCUUGGACCGACUGGGCUGGCACAUCCGCCCCAAACUCCUUCUUGAGCAAUACCCUCAACAAUCUCAAGCAGCGCACUGGGGAACCUCCGUGGUUCAGAAUUGGUGCAGACUCAGAGGAUCGAACCGACUUCAAUCCCUCUAUAAAGUUCUCUCAGACUGUGCCUGUCGCCCCCAGCGUUGCAACCCCAUACCCUGAGGCUUCGCAGGUCAUUGUUGGUGAUGGAUUUUACCAGAUCGCCGACCACCUUCCUACUGGCACCAAGGUGGUCUGGGGCGUCAACCUCUUGCAUAACAACGUCACUGCUGCGUUCCUUGAAGCGAAUUCCAUCCGGAAGGCUUUCGAUUCGCCUGCCAUGGCGGCAGCUGGGGUCACAUUGGAGUUUAUUGAGAUAGGAAAUGAGCCUGAUCUAUAUUCUGGGAAGCUCAAUUACACGUCUGCGAACUGGAAUAUAUCGGCCUAUAUCUCACAAUGGACCAAGUUGGCAACAAACUUGACCAACGCGGGUCUUGUAACCUCGGCCAGCGGGCCGAAGUACUUCGGGCCUUCGUGGGCCGGUGUUUCGAAUGCGGCGACAGGCUUCACACCCUCUGGAGUGAUCAACGGGGGCAUGCUGAACAGUGCAGCUGGAUCGUUGCUGAAAACGUAUUCGACCCAUCAUUACCAAUGUGGAGGAGGAGAACUCUUGACUGACAUCGUCAUCAAGGCAAACAUCCAGUCCAACCUCACCCAGUUGUCACCUGCAAUUUCUCUGGUGCGCUCUCAUGGCCUCGACUACGUACUUGGAGAGACAAACUCUUGCUUUAAUCACGGAGCCGUCAACACGAGUAAUGUGGGCGGUAUUGCGAUCUGGACGCUUGAUUACACUCUGUUGGCGGGCACACUAGGAGUAAGCCGGCUCUUCUUCCACGAGGGUGUGGGUUACAAGUACAAUCUGAUCCAACCGGUUGAGCUAACCCGUUCAACGAUUGACGCAUCUCCCCUAAGCACCCCGCUUCCUCCGCAUGUCCAACCAGCGUACCACGCAGCAAUCGUAACUGCUGAAGCUAUUGGAACUUCGGGAGCUACCACAGCAGUUGAGCUUGAUAUCAACGACAAGGCGGUCUCAGGUUACGCGUUUUAUGAGAAAGGGGUGCUCAAGCGCGCAGUUCUCAUUAACCACACCAUGUUCUUUGCCGGGAGCGGUAAGAAACGCGGCGUUAAGACCAUUUCGUUGUCGAUUGGUGGUCAGGUGACCCUGAAGCGGCUCUCCAUCCCGUAUGUCUCCGACACUCGUGCAUUUGUUCUACUGAAUGACAUCAUCACAGCUCUGCCGAUGCAACGACUGGACUUUUGUGGGCUGGACAGUCUUUUGAUACGGCGAGCGGGCUGCCGACCUGGUCGUCAGCCCCCCGUGCGCCUUGCCGGGGUAAUGCAGCAGUCAAGGCCAUGGUCCGCUGCGAAUAGCAUGAUAGCCGGCGCAAGCAGUGGCUUCAUUGCCAGCGUCGCUACUUGUCCUUUAGACGUUGUCAAAACGAAGUUACAGGCCCAAAGGGCCGUUGCUGGGCAUCAUGGGUAUGAAGGGAUCUUAGGCAAGCCAUCCAAUUCCGUCCCUCUUUACCUUUUCUUACUGAACUUGUACUCCUGUUUAGAAACAGUCAGGUCCAUCUGGAAACAUGACGGAAUUCGCGGAUACUACAGAGGACUGGGCCCGACGAUUCUGGGCUAUCUACCAACAUGGGCCAUUUACUUUUCAGUCUAUGACACCAUCAAGACUCAUUUUGGCGAACCUCCUCUUGGUGUAACGCCCCAGCAAGAACGCCUAUACCCAGCUGCGCAGGUCAAAGGCUACCAACCCACAAUACGCGAGCACCCCUGGUCUCUCCACAUUCUUUCCGCGAUGGGAGCUGGCGCGACAAGCACAAUAUGUACAAACCCGUUGUGGGUAAUUAAGACACGAUUCAUGACACAAUCCCGUCAGGAAGUUAGAUAUAAACACACCUUAGACGCCGCCCUGACCAUCUAUCGCACCGAAGGCGUUAGCGCAUUUUACCGCGGUCUGGUUCCCAGUCUCCUCGGCAUAUCACACGUUGUCGUACAGUUUCCGCUCUAUGAACAACUGAAGAUAUGGGCGCAGGGCGACUCCCAAGUUCCUCUCCCCACGAGCCGUAUUCUCCUCUGCUCAGCAGUGGCUAAGAUGACCGCCUCUCUUGUGACCUAUCCACACGAGGUCGUUCGGACGCGACUCCAAACCCAACGUCGACCAUUAGCAGAAUCAUCAGACGGGCUGCUGACUCAGCUGGAGCGGGGCGGUAUUGUGCACACAACCAAACGACUCAUAAGGACAGAGGGCUGGAAAAGUUUAUACAAAGGCCUGUCUGUGAACCUCAUUCGCACGGUUCCCAACAGUGCUGUCACCAUGUUAUCGUAUGAGCUGCUGAUGCGGCAGCUCUCUCCCCGCCCCCCCUAA